This is a messenger RNA of Haplochromis burtoni (Burton's mouthbrooder), 5442 nucleotides long. It is a transcript of the gene ppp3cca, whose product is annotated as protein phosphatase 3, catalytic subunit, gamma isozyme, a. Gene Ontology annotation, molecular function: calmodulin binding; calmodulin-dependent protein phosphatase activity. Lineage: Eukaryota; Metazoa; Chordata; Actinopteri; Cichliformes; Cichlidae. Gene Ontology annotation, biological process: calcineurin-mediated signaling. The transcript is spliced from 14 exons. The coding region runs from base 1539 to 3059 and encodes 506 amino acids. Gene Ontology annotation, cellular component: calcineurin complex; cytoplasm. The record is from RefSeq and is a predicted model, not a curated record.
GAGGAUCAAUAAAGUAUACAUUAUUAUUAAUCUCUAAAGUGGAUCUACUUAGCUAGCUUUACAUGAUUCAUAAAAUAAUCCUUAUCUAUCUUAAAUGGGUGAGGCUCUUUAUUCAUUGACAAAAACAAGCAUUUUUAAGCCACCCUCUCUUAAGCCAGCUUUCUUCUAAUUGGCUGCUUCUAACAAACAGAAGGUCUAAACAGCAGGAUAGUAGAGCAGAGUUGCUGUACUGAACAGCAAGAGCUGGGAUUCUGCAAUGACCGUAUUAAGCAUAUCCCCUCAAUUUGACAUAAUUUGGAUUCAGGUUUUUUUAAAAAAUGUAUGAGCUGAGCAAUUAAAGCAGUCUAAAGCCUGAGCAGUUGGCUCACAGGAUUACUUUUACCUCGUAAUCGGAAAUUUUAACAACAACCAUUCACAUGUUUAAGUCUUCCUAUAGAUUCUAAACCCUUUCUUAUAUAUAAAUUUUCUAUAUAAGAUCACACAUUCUAAAGUAUCAGCUAAGACCAGUUUCCCAGUUAUACGAUCGAACUUUGCAUUAGUUAACUUGGAAAUCAAUAAAACAGGAAGCGUUCAUUGACAGUUAGUAAAAUGACAAUCCAAAGGAGAACGCCAGAGGGAGACAUUGUCACGGUUGACAGAGUAACUCGUUAUUAGCUGGCGUGGUAUUUGGUGGCAGUCUCUCCAUUCGCUUAUAUGUAGCAACCAAGCAAACUGCGGGUUACUUUAAAAAAAACAGAACAAUACGAAGAAGUGGGUUUGUCGUUUUGAACGCACCCUUAAAUCACGUGUUGCGUUUCCAUAGUCACGUCAUAUGGGCUCCACCAUGUUGUAGGAAACCCGCCGCUGCUCCUCACUCACUGUCAGAUUAGAGUUUAAUCCGAGGAGGAGGAGGAGGUGGAGGAGGAUACUCUGUCAAGACGCUGUCUGCAUCUCGGGAGGACUUGCGCUCUUUAUGCAUUCAGAAUAAUCGCGAUUCGCGUGCUGCUGUCACUGUUUCCUUCAACGAGCGCCCCGCACACUGAAGAUGAAACGCCAGUCUUCCGCUGCUGUCUUUGCCUGUCCGCCGACUUGCCAAUACGUUAAGAUGUUAGCUGGCUAACUAGCUGAAAAAGAGUAACUAAAUCGGAUUAGCUGCUAACGGCAGCCUCCCUCUGGGUAACAACCGGGUAUUAUUUGCUGCACUUGACAAAUAUAGACCAUCAAGCGCUUGUCAGUGUUUGCGUUAAUUGUAUUUCUACGACAGUGUCAAAAUUCCUACUUUGUGCUAUAGUUAUUCGCUAGUGUUAAUGUUUCUGCGAGCUAGCUACGUUAUUAGCUAGUCAAACCACAACAAAAGCUGGACCUCUGUCGUUCUCUAGUCUGCACAGUUCGUUAGGGAGGGCGAACAUAAAAAGUAGUAGUGCCUCUGAACCCCCACCCCCCCAGCCGAAAGUCAAGACGGAGGUGACGGCCAGACUUGGGUGCUAGCUGGUCCUGAGACUAGCGGGCUGAGAAGUGUUCGAGAUUUAAGCCCUGACACAUUAGCUUUCAGUGGAAACAUGUCAGGAAAGGAUAAAGACAAGCCGGAGAAACAGUCCACAACGGAACGGCUCGUAAAAGCUGUGCCAUACCCUCCACAACAUAAGCUGACUAUAAAAGAGCUGUAUGAAGAUGGCAAGCCCAAUGCUGAGCUGCUACGCAACCACCUCGUCAAGGAGGGCCGCGUGGAAGAGGACGUGGCUCUCAAGAUCAUCAAUGACGGCGCCAACAUCCUCCGUCAAGAGAAGUGCAUGCUGGAGGUGGAGGCACCUAUUACAGUAUGUGGAGAUGUACACGGACAGUUCUUUGACCUUAUGAAGUUGUUUGAAGUCGGAGGUUCACCGAGUAACACGCGCUAUCUUUUCCUUGGUGACUACGUAGAUCGAGGGUACUUCAGUAUUGAGUGCGUUCUCUACCUCUGGUCUCUCAAGAUCAACCACCCCACCACACUCUUCCUGCUGCGUGGGAACCACGAGUGCCGGCACCUCACUGAGUAUUUCACCUUCAAACAGGAAUGUAAAAUUAAAUACUCUGAACGGGUGUAUGACGCCUGUAUGGAGGCCUUUGACUGCCUGCCCCUCGCUGCCCUACUCAACCAGCAGUUCCUGUGUGUACAUGGCGGACUCUCACCAGAAAUCAACUGCCUAGAUGACAUAAGAAAAUUAGACAGAUUUAAAGAGCCUCCAGCAUUCGGGCCAAUGUGCGACCUGAUUUGGGCAGACCCUGGUGAGGACUACGGCAGUGAAAAAACAUCAGAACACUUCAACCACAACUCCGUCAGAGGCUGCUCUUACUUUUUCAGUUACUCAGCAGUCUGUGACUUUUUGGUAAAUAAUAACUUGCUGUCGGUAAUAAGAGCCCAUGAAGCACAGGAUGCAGGGUAUCGGAUGUACAGAAAAAGCCAGACCACAGGUUUCCCUUCAUUAAUCACAAUCUUUUCAGCUCCAAAUUACCUAGAUGUCUACAACAACAAAGCUGCUGUAUUAAAAUACGAGAACAACGUGAUGAACAUCCGACAGUUCAACUGCUCCCCGCACCCUUACUGGUUGCCCAACUUUAUGGAUGUCUUUACGUGGUCUCUGCCUUUUGUUGGAGAGAAGGUGACGGAGAUGCUGGUGAAUGUACUCAACAUUUGCUCCGACGAUGAGCUCAUGUCAGAGGGAGACGACCUUUAUGAAGGCGGCACCUCAGCGAUGCGCAAGGAGGUUAUUCGGAACAAGAUUCGUGCUGUGGGAAAAAUGGCCCGAGUCUUCGCAGUUCUCAGGGAGGAAAGUGAGAGUGUGUUAACACUCAAAGGCCUGACCCCAACUGGAACUCUUCCAGUGGGAGUGUUGUCUGGGGGAAAGCAGACCUUACAGAGCGCUACCGUUGAGGCAGCUAAAGCAAAAGGCUUCUCUCCCUCGAGGAAAAUUCGCAACUUUGAGGAGGCGCGUGGCCUAGACAGGAUAAACGAGAGGAUGCCUCCGCGCAAAGAUGGCCAGCAGCCAGAUGGAACCACAAUCAACACCAACACCCCCAACAAGAACGGCACUGAUGGAUAGGCAACUGAAACACUACCCUGCCAUCUUUACACAACCCACACCACCUGAGUCAUAGCCCCCAACUGCUCUCUCUCGCUGUCUCUCUCUCGCUGUCUUCAUCUGUCUCCUCUGCUGAAGCUGCAUGUCCAUCAUCUGCUCGCCCACAGCCGGGCAGUGAAUGGAAGCAGACACAUCAGUGGAUAAAAACAAAAGGAGCCGCAGUGCUGGGAAAGCACUACCCAGCUGCUCAAGAAAAGACAAACAUUUGACUCUUUUAUUUAUUAAAGAUAAAACCUAUUAGAUAUAUUGUGUUAUAGCAAGAAAUUACUGAAUGAAGACAUUUUACAGUCGAAAUGUAUUCUGUCCACUGAGGCUAUACAUGUCGAAACGAUUAAAAAAACCAAAACAAAACAAAAAACAGGAUUUUAUAAAUUGAAGUUGGUACCAGUAGAUGAAGAUGAGUUUUUAGUCAUGUUAAGUUUGUUUUUUGAACUGUUGUUCUUCAUGUGUUUGAUAAGGGAAAGUACAAAUACUGUAGCCUCGUCUGGGUCUUGCGAGAUUCUUCCCGAGACAUUUUGGACACUUGAGGUUCUACAUACAGUAUGCCUAUAUGUACAUCAGUCAAAAGAUAAAUUGCAUAUGUAUUUAAAAAAAAAUAUGAUGGGAAAAAUAUUAAAUUCUAUCUUAUCUAAUAAUAAUAAUUUUUAAAAAAAAAGUAAAAAUUUCUAUGUGAAGACUUAUGUCUUUAAGACUUUGUCUUAUUUAUACAAUUUGAAGCCCUAAAGGUGGUUGUUUUUUGUAAAGUAUUUUGUUCACUUCCAGAGGAAACGUUUUCCUGUAUUAUGGUUUGUAAAUGACACGGUUAAAGUGAAGGAUUAACUCUUUAUGUGCAAUGAUAGUUUGUAUUUCUGGCUGUCUUGUGCUGGUUACGACUUGUGUUCACUUGAUGGCAGCUAGGAAGUUCUUGCUGCCCUUAACCCCCGACCCCCCUCAAAAAAAGAAAAGUACAAAGCAUGUCUUAUUCUACACAGCAACCAGACCCAUUAAUACUCCUCUCUGGGUUGGAGCUCCGCACAUCAAGAUUACACUAAAAGGACCAGAUUUCUCUCCGGUUAUUGGCCAGAAGAGGACCUGCAUGUCGUACUCUCCUCAAAGCAGACUGAUGUUCAUUAUUACAUAGGAAACUUCAGUGUAUUUAACUGAAAUAUGGCAGUUUGAUGUGAUCUUUUAUUGUAAAACACUAAAAAAAGGGGGGGGGGCGGGGCAUGCUUUUGGGGGUUUACCUUUGUUUCUCAGUCUGUAUUAGUGUCUCCAUCUACUGUUGAUUAGGCAGUAUUCUUUUAAAUUGUGAUAACCGUGCAUAUCGAAUAAGGGAAACAUUUGACUUGCAGUGAAGCAACAGCACUUUGACGUUGCCGUACUUAAAUACGAUGGACUGAGUCAUUCCCCCCGGCAGGGACAGCUGUCUGUCAAGGCCUAACAGUACUGUAAUCAUCUCAAGCUUGGCUGACUCACAUACCCAGUAUCUUAUUUUUACAACCUAUGGUCACACAAAGGUGGUGAACCAUUAACACCUGCUGAGAUUGCUGCUGUUGCUUUCUCUCUCUCUCUCUCUCCCCCCCUCCCUCUCUGAAGUGUUCAGCAAUCCAGCUCCGCUCUGGUCUGAACAUCUCCACUUCUCGCCGGCACUCCCAACCCUUUAAGACCUGCUUUUUCUAGGACACACUGAUCUGAUUCUACUGGUGCUUCGACACACCUGACUGUAAUUCAGUUGUCUUUCUGUCACUCAUGGAACGGAGACAUAAGCUUUAAGAUUUGCUAUUCUGUCGCGAGUUUAACCCCCCCCACACACCGCUUUUUGCUUUUAUUUUUUGGAAAGAAAAAAAAAGCACGAGCCAUUUGCGUUCAUGUGCCAUGCCACCUUGGCCACACAUGUCAAACUCUGAUCUGUGUGAGUGUGCUUGUGUGGAUGGUGAACAGAGUCCAGUCAGGAGGCUUUUGAGUCUCACGUGAUUAAAGAUGACGUUUCUUUAUAUCCUUAAAUUUUCCAAAAUAUUGUUGUUUGCCAUUAUGUUCUGUAGUUUCUGGGAAGGCUUCCGAAAGUGUUUGUUUUUUUGUUUUGUUUUAUUGGUUUACAUUCAGAACUGUGAUGUUGACAUUUAUUUUAAAGGUAAGGCUUUAUUGGGUGAGGUAUACAGUAUACUGACCUCCUGUUAGGUCCUAUACAUAUCUUGCAGAAUGUUAAAAAAAAAUGUUGUUCAUCAUAUCAGAUCUUAUAAUAGCUGUUAAAAAAAAGGGGGGGGGGGAUUAAAAAAGCUGUACCGUAUUUGUCAUGCGAGGCCAUGAAAUCUUUUAUGUAGAUGUAUCACUUGGAAAAAAAUAAAAUGAAAAUCAAAUACAGUGA